AUUACAACUUUACACACUUAUGACCAAUUAUGUUGAUAAUAUUCAUUCAUGGAAUAAAAAGAAUGAUAAUAUAAGAACCUCUUCAAUGCAGAUUUAAGACCUCUCUCAUCAGUAGCCAACAUUUCUAUUGCUUGAGGAAGAUGAUUAAAAACUUUUAAUACCUGAUAUAUACGCACCUUUACUGUAUUUUGUUAGGUUAACUGCAGGUAAAUAUAAAUAUAAAUAUUGCUUUUCAGGCUUGUUACAUCAUUGUCAUUACUGCUUUCACGUAUUUACAAUUUCACCCAAUAAAAAUUAUUAGCAUGCUAUGUUACAGAACUCGCAAAGCACAAUACUUCAUCGAAGGUCGCAUUGUUAGGGCCAGUUUUAUGCCCCACCCCUCAUAUUCAUACUCGUCCAGUACUCGAAAAGGUUAUAUAUGUCUUUAUAUUGUAAUACAUUUCAGGUAGUUUUGGGGGAUAUUUCAGAUUCAGUUAUGUUAUAUUCCUAUGUCGCUGCCAGUUCAAGCUAAAAUCACUGCCAUAAUUAUUAUAAGCAAACAAUUGUUUAAAAACAAACACAGCUGCUUCCUAGUUCCCGUAUGAGUAAUCCUUGCUUAUACGAUUACAGUACGUUAUUACAAACCAUGAUUCAAUAUAUUCUGCUAUAGACAUUAUUGGCAGCUGUCUGAGACGUAGCGUUAAUCGUUUUAAUCACUCCAGUUUCCCCGUUUAGGAGAAAAUCGUCGAAAAUCUGGAAUUUUUAAAUUAUAUCUGAUGUCUUAAAUUUUCAAUAUGAAAAUUAUCUCGUAGGUCUGCAUUACUAGCCAUGAAGAAACGUUCCGUACACUAUCACGGAUUACCUAUAAGUCUAUUUUCGGCGUAGUUUAUUCCUCGAUGUUCUCAUUCCUAUUUGCUAUUAAUCAGUUUCGGUCUAAUCCUAAGGUUAUUUUGAUCAUUUUGAUUUUCAUUCUGCAAAGCUGCAAAGGCUCCUCUACCGUCGCGGUCGCAAUCGACCAUAAUGGACGAAUAAUAAGGAAGUCGAAGUAGGCUUUGAAUAAGGGUAUAUAAUAUUACAUGAACAUCGCAGAAUGGUGGCUUCUCCAGUACCAGUUCCCCUUAAAACAAAUUAUGCUGAUACAUUUUGGUGCACUUACUGUGUAUCAGUUAUUGCAGCGAGUAUAGCAGAAGUGGUUACUUAUCCCUUGGAUCUUACAAAAACACGACUUCAGAUUCAGGGAGAACUAGCUGCAACCAAACAUGCCAGUAUGAAUUCUACACCAUAUCGAGGUAUGGUACAAACUGCGUUGGGUAUUGCAAAGGAAGAAGGGUUUCUCAAAUUGUGGCAGGGCAUUACACCUGCCAUUUAUAGGCAUGUGAUAUAUUCUGGUAUUCGCAUUGUCAGUUACGAAACGUUACGAGAUAAAGUUUUGAAGAAGGAACCUGAUGGUUUUUUCCCCUUGUGGAAGUCUGCCAUGAGUGGGGUGACUUCAGGUGCACUGGCCCAGUUUUUCGCAAGCCCCACGGAUCUUAUUAAAGUACAGAUACAAAUGGAAGGAAAGAGGAGGUUACUAGGGAAGCCGCCAAGGGUGCACAGCCCAUGGGAUGCUUUCUCACAGAUUCUAGCCAGAGGUGGGGUGAGAGGACUAUGGAAAGGUUCAAUACCUAACGUACAGAGGGCAGCACUGGUAAACCUCGGAGAUUUAACCACGUAUGACACAGCUAAGAGGUUCAUUCUUACACAUACGUCACUCACUGACAAUCACUUCACACAUAUCUUGUCCAGCAUAUGUGCAGGACUCGUAGCUGCCACAAUGGGCACACCAGCAGAUGUAGUCAAGACGAGAAUUAUGAACCAGCCAACAGAUAGUAAAGGAAAUGGCCUGGUCUACAAAUCUUCUGUUGACUGCCUCAUGAAGACUGUUCAGAACGAAGGAUUAUUUGCGCUGUACAAGGGGUUCCUACCUGUGUGGAUUCGAAUGGCUCCAUGGUCUCUCACAUUCUGGUUAUCCUUCGAACAAAUUCGAUUUAUGCUUGGCGCAACUGGAUUCUAAAGUGACCAAGAGGAACAAUAAUGAGAUCUGUAUUGUCUGCCUUCUAUCAUUGUUGGGCUCUGGUUUGAAACAAUGCAGGAUUUGAAACAAAUAGCAUAAAUUAAUUUGUUUACGUGAAGACAAUGAUUUUUCUCAAUGUAAGUUACGGAUAUUAGUGCUGUUGGUUUCUUGUAGGAUGUCUUUGCAAUGUUGACUGAAGAAACAAAAGGGAAAAUGUUUAAAACUUUGUAUAUGUAUGCAGUCACAAAGUGCUUCAUUGGUUUUCAUUAAUGUUACCACGAAUGGCACAUUGAAGUUGCUGUUAGUAACCAUAGUCGCAAACGUAAUUAUGACUGCAAUAUGUACGAGGUGCAUCUGAAAGUUCCCGGACUAGGUCAAAAAAGAAAUGCUGGCAUAACUUACUCAAUUUUGGCUGCCAUCUCCUUCAAAACAGUCUCCUUGGGAACGUAUACAGCGGUCCCAUCGUUUUUUCCAUGCUACAAAAGCACCAUGGAAGUUAUUUUCCUUAUUGCUGUUGAGUGCUGCUUGCGAUUCCCUUUGGAUACUGUUUCAAAAUGUCAUUCCUUUAGUUUCAGUUUCAAUUUUGAAAACAAAGCAAAAUCAUAGGGGGCUAAGUCCGGUUAGUGGGGAGGAUGGGGAACAAUAAUCAUAUUGUUUUUAGUCACAAACUCUGUGGUUUUCAGGGAUGUGUGGGUGGGUGCAUUGUCAUGAUAAAGGAGCAGUGCAGUGCAUGUUCAGAUUUCCUGUCAAACUCCAUAACUGAUCCCAACGGUGUGUGAUCUCAUGGAUUGUUCCAUAACAAUCAUUGUGGAUGAGUUCUCAGAUUUUUUCAACAUUUUCUUUUGUUCUGCCGGUGCUUGGUGUCCUUUAAUGUUCAUCUUCAGCUGACACUUGACCAGCCUUGAAACGUGAAUGUCAUUCAGAAACAUCUCUCCUGUUUAAAGAAUGUUCUCCAAAAGCCUCACGAAGCAUUUCAGGGGUUUUGGUAGUGGAUUUACUGAACUUGACGCAAA
Cryptotermes secundus is the source of this 3045-nucleotide messenger RNA. It is a transcript of the gene Ucp4A, whose product is annotated as mitochondrial uncoupling protein 4. Gene Ontology annotation, cellular component: mitochondrial membrane. The transcript has 8 exons. Gene Ontology annotation, biological process: response to cold; mitochondrial transport. Lineage: Eukaryota; Metazoa; Arthropoda; Insecta; Blattodea; Kalotermitidae. The coding region runs from base 1070 to 2032 and encodes 320 amino acids. The record is from RefSeq and is a predicted model, not a curated record.